Neoarius graeffei (lesser salmon catfish) is the source of this 1522-nucleotide messenger RNA. RefSeq names its product N-acylethanolamine-hydrolyzing acid amidase-like. NCBI's taxonomy places the organism in Eukaryota, Metazoa, Chordata, Actinopteri, Siluriformes, Ariidae. Gene Ontology annotation, cellular component: lysosome. The record is from RefSeq and is a predicted model, not a curated record. The coding region runs from base 131 to 1201 and encodes 356 amino acids. The transcript has 11 exons. Gene Ontology annotation, molecular function: fatty acid amide hydrolase activity. Gene Ontology annotation, biological process: fatty acid metabolic process.
UUCUCUCUGUCAUAUUAGAGUGGACCCGGAAGUUUUGUCAACAUAAACACAACUAGCGGUUUGUACUCACUGGCACUUAAACCGCUGGAAACCACGGCGUGAAGACAAGAGAAGGUUUGGGCUUUGGAUCAUGCAGUCAGGGGUUUUGUGGCUGUUGUUCACGCUGACAGUGUGCGGUGCGAACUUUUCCCCUCCGGUGGUGAACAUCAGUCUGGAUCAGGCUCCAGAGAUCAGAUGGUUGCCGCUUAAAAAGUUCUUCAGUAGAGAUUUCUUACAGAAAGCAGCAGCUCAGGUGAUCGAUUCUACGGUUCCGGCAUGGGUUCACCAGGCUAUCAAACCUGUGGUGAGAGCUCUGGAGCAGUUUAUCCCUCAGCCCUACGCUACUGAGAUCAGAGGCUUGGCAGCUUUAUAUGGCAGUGACAUCUCCGACAUCAUCUUGCUCAACUUUGCCUAUGAAGUUUCUGCGUUCUGCACGAGUAUUGUGGCUCAAGACACCAAAGGAAAAAUCUAUCACGGUCGAAACUUGGACUACCCCCAUGAAGUGCUCAAGAAUCUUACGAUUGAUGUUCUAUUCAUCAAAAAUGGAGACGUGGCCUAUAGGGGCACAUCUUUUGCUGGUUAUGUCGGGUUAUGGACUGGGCAAAGUAAAAACAAGUUCACUGUGACUGGGAAUGAGCGAAAUAAGGGCCACUGGUGGGACAAUAUCAUUUCAGCUGUCCUGUUAAAGAAUUCUCCUGUUAGCUGGCUAGUGAGAGAGACUCUUGAGGAGGCCUCAGACUUCCUGAAUGCAGUCAUACAGUUGUCUAAAAUACCCAUCAUCAGUGAUGUGUAUUACAUUGUGGGUGGUGUUUAUCCAGGAGAGGGUGUGGUCAUCACCAGAGACAGGAAUGGCCCUGCAGACCUUUGGCCAUUGGAUACGCUCUAUGGAAACUGGUACAGGGUUGAGACAAACUACGAUCACUGGCUGCCCCCACCCAAACAAGACACUAGAAGAGAAGUGGCUAAAAAAGCAUUGAACGCUACAGGUCAAAAUAACAUCAACUUACAUUCUCUUUAUCAGGUUUUAUCAGUGGUCCCGGUGUGCAACGGGAUAACGGUCUACACGACUGUGAUGAGUGCAGCUGCCCCAGAGGUGUACAGAACCGUGGUUAGAGAGACAUGUGGAGAGUCCUUUUUGACAAAGGUCGACGGUAGAAACUAAAACCUUCACCAAACUUACAGUAGUUUCAAAAUCACAUACAACAUUGCAUCUCACAUGAUAUUUCAAAUGAGACAAUUUUAAUACAAAUUUUUACUGUAUAUUUAAUUCUGUGGUAACGGGUCACUGACCUCUCUGCAAUAAUAGAUUUUAUAAUUGUUUAUGAUUGUAAAUUUUUAUAUACUUGUACAUGUUAAAUUGCGGUAACAUAAUGUUCAUCACAUGGGCUUACCUUUUAGAUAUGUCUUAAAUUUGGAGUCUGCAUGUGUGUAAUGAUGUUAACUUGUGCACUCAACCAACAAGAUUAAUAAAUUUACCAAUUUA